Molecule: messenger RNA, 3535 nt
Organism: Siniperca chuatsi (mandarin fish)
Lineage: Eukaryota; Metazoa; Chordata; Actinopteri; Centrarchiformes; Sinipercidae
Product: peroxisomal succinyl-coenzyme A thioesterase-like
Exons: 11
Coding region: 164-1480 (438 amino acids)
Biological process (GO): fatty acid metabolic process; acyl-CoA metabolic process
Molecular function (GO): fatty acyl-CoA hydrolase activity
Source: RefSeq, a predicted model, not a curated record
GAAGCUCCACCCAGUGGGGCUGAACUUCAGGUGGUUAAGUAACUUGGAUUAACACAGACUCAGCCACAACUUUGUUUCCAGAUUUUGUGACAAGUUAAACAGCAGCUCAGACGACAAACUGGAAGACAACAGCUCUAAGUGGCAUCUGUCUGCUCAGUUCAACAUGGACAGGAAGCAAUGUUGUGUGAAGCUGUCGGUCCAGCCGUCCAGAGGGCUCGUGGAUGAGAAGUUUAUUGUCCUGGUCCAGAACGUCCUACCUGGUUUCCAGCUGACCGUCCACGCCCUCUACCAGUGUGAAGACGGACACAGCUGGGAGGCGUUUGCUCGCUACACCGCCAACGCCAGUGGGACUGUGAACGUUUCAGAGGAUCCCAGUCUGGGCGGGACAUAUUCUGGGGUUGAACCAAUGGGUCUACUGUGGAGCCUUAGACCAGUUCCAGGCAGCAAGCCUGGGCUCAGGAUGAGGAAGGUGAAUGUCCAGACUCCCAUGGAGGUCAUGAUCUCGGUGUACCAGGGUCACCAGACUGAGGGCUUUGUGCCCAUUCAGGUGCCGCUGGCCAGUGUGGUGGUGGAGCGCUGGUACAUGGCUCCCCGUGUCCACAGGAUCCCGAUCACAGAGGGCGGACUCACUGCAACCCUCUUCCUGCCCUCAGGAUCAGGACCUUUCCCUGGCCUCCUGGACCUGUGGGGGGGUGGAGGGAAGUUGGUGGAGUACCGUGCAGCGCUGCUGGCCUCCCAUGGCAUCGCCUCCCUGGCCCUCGACUACCUGACCCCUAAAAUCAUCAUAGAAACCGGGAAGAUGGUGGACAACCAGUACUUUGAGACGGCCUAUAGAGUCCUGGAGCAGCAUCCUCAGGUCCUCGGCAGCAGGAUCGCCAUGUUGGGUCUUUCCUUCGGCACCAGUGUCACCCUCAAAAUGGCUGCUUACUCCCAAGUUAUGAAGCUCAGGUGUGCGGUGUGUAUUAGUGGGAGUCAUGUGCAGCCGAUUGACGGAACUCUGGAACAAAUGUUGACUUCCUUUGGCAAGAACACUGAGAAGACUCGCAUCACUGAGGAGAACCAGGUGAUCUGGCGAGAUCUGCUGCUGCCCAUUCCCACCGACCCCGCACUCAAAGUGGACGUGGGACGACUCCAGUGUCCUCUGUUGCUGGUUGUAGGUGAGGACGAUCAGAACUGGCCUGCCUACGAGUCUGCACAGGACAUCAGGGAGAUGAUGGAGCGAGCGGGGAAUAGCCACCUGCUGACUGUCUUGUCGUACCCGAAUGCCGGCCACCUGAUUGAACCUCCGUACACCCCGCACGCCCGAGCCAGCACCUUCAAAACAGUUCAUACACGUGAGAAGGUUAUGGCUCUGUGGGGAGGAGAGACAGCGGCACAUUCUCGUGCUCAGGAAGACGCCUGGAGGAAGACGCUGGUCUUUCUGAGGGAGAAUCUGUAUGGCGGCACAAACCCUGGUGCAGCUUCACUUUCCCACCUAUAACCAAGGCGACAGCUAAUGAUUAUAUAUUUCUACAGCUUGGAUGGACAUGAAAUUUUCCUGCUUGAAUCAUCAGUACAAAAGAUGAAAAACUGUUCGAAAAUAUCUGGUCAUAAUAAUAAGACUUAUCAAAACCAGAGAUUACAAAGUGCUUUAUGAGGGGAAAAAAGAAAAAACACAACAUACAUAUGCAUUUCACACAACCAUAAACCAACCUACUUACACACAUACUGUGAAUACACACAUGCAUACAAAUGUAUGUAUUUGAAUAAGGUUAUAUAAAAGCCCUUGGAUAAAAAUACAUGCUCAGAAUCGAUUUCAAAAGAAGAUAUUGAUUUUGCAAAUCUGAGUUUGUGGGGCAGUUCGUUCCAGAGUUGAGGUGCCCUAACAGCAAAAGCUCGGACCCCUAGCAUCUCUGGAUCUGGGACUAGGGUCAGGGUCAAUGAUAAGGAUUUCAGUUUUAUCGGAAUUUAAGAAAGGUAGCAGAUAUUUGAUAUGCGUGCAUUUUUGCAAGAAGCAUUCAAUUACCCAGCUUAAAAUUGUGUGACGCGCGGUGCUAAUGGCGGGUGGAAGAUAAAGAGGAAACUGACGAUAGAAUCUACAGCUUAAAUCAAUUCACUUUUAAAUUCUGGGUCAGUGUUGGUUUAAUUCACAGUGUUUUAUUCCCAACUGCAACAACAUUGUCACUGACUGGCUUCUUCUACUUGGCAACAGUGGCCGAGACUCAUGAGUAUUUUAGUAUGUAGAGCUGUCCGCCAAACUGACGUACAAAACAUGAUUUCUCAGAAAAUAAGUUGAAUUAAUUACAACUGGUGGCUAUAACAUAAAUCUAUAGGAUUGUUACAUAAUUUGGGAGAGUCCUGUGUUUCUGUGUUAAAGGUGCUAUCGCUAACAUUGAUAACAUCCAGCCACUAGAUGACACUCUCCCCCUCCCCCCUUCCAUUCCAUUCCAGUAAUGAAUUCAUUUUGCAACAUAUAGCUAUACAUUAGCUAUAGAUUUAGGUUACUUUGUGCGGUGGUGUUUUAUGUAACGUUAUCUAUGGUAAUCUUAGGAUAUGGCUAGUUAGCUUUAGGUAACCCUUUUCCCCCCAUCAUUUAGGAGAUGAUCCGAACUUGGCCGAUGUUAUUGGAUCACUCCUCUUUCGUUAUGUACACCCCUUCAGCGUAUCUCCAUGACUGGGCCAGCUUCCCUCCUCCUCCAGAUCACCUUCAUGGCCCUCCAAAGCCGAUGGAGUAGCUUCAGGCCGUUCUUAUAGACUGUGUAGGGUACUCCACUGGGGCCUGGUGCUGAGCUAGAUCACGCCCUCCUCACAACAUCCUCCACUUCGCACUGAAAGGAACUGCUCCUUCCUACCUCCAAGCCAUGGUCAAACCCUACACCCCGGCCCGAUCGUUACACUCCUCUGCCUCUGGAUAGACCCUUUUCACGGCAGACAUUUUGACUUGUCAAAACAGGAAAAGCACUGCUGUAAAUAAUAACAUUAACGAUGGCUCCAUUCCAUUAAGUGUCCCAUUAAGCCAUGUCAGUGAGUGAACAUGCACCAUACCAGAGUCCUCAAACUGCGUCACCUAAAUGGAAAGUAGCCAUCAUUAAUGUUAUCAAUUCCACCUUUGCUUUUCCUGCUUUGACAAGUCAAAAUGUCUCAAUGAACUCCCCACUGAAGUCAGGACAGCAGAGUCACUGCCCAUCUUCCUCUGCAGGCUGAAAACCCACCUUUUCACAUCUUGGCAUCCCACACUAGCACUCCCAUUUCACUUCUUUAAAAAUAAGAAGAAAGAAAACCCACACUUUGAGCUGUUUAUUUGGCAGGGAUGCAAUUUUUUGCUGAUGUCUAGCGCUUGUUCCUUUUGAGUUUGACAAAAGCAUCAGUUUACAAUGACACAAAACAGAGAAAAACACCAAAUCAUCACACUAGAUAAGCUGACACCAGAGAAUAGUACUUUUUGAUUGUUAGAUGACAUAAAUUGACAGAAAAUUGUAAAUGUAAUUGUUCUACAUUCUGACUGUUAUAAUGUACCAUCGUAACAUGUCGUUAUAUGAAUAAAAUAUUAAAUAAC